UAUUGCCAUUUAUAUAAAAAACGAUUUUCUUUUGUAAAACUUUCAUUAAAACAUAUUUUCGGGGACAAAGAAUUUAGCAUGUGGUCAAGCUUCUAUUUCAAAUGCUCUUCGCUCUUUUCACCACCUUAGAAUUUUCUUCUGAUCUUCUAUCCGUCUUUCAUUUCAACUCUUUAACCCUCACCGAUAAAGCCGCAAAUUCAUUUCAUAAAACAAAUUCACGGUGAUUUCUCCUCUUAACAUAUUUUCAAAGUUUUUCAAACAAAUUUAAAAAAAAACGGAAUAUGAAAAAUAAGCUACACCUCUGCAUUGUUUGGUUCUGCGCUGUAUAGUCCGAUUUUGCUCGCCGGCAUUUUUUGUGCAAUGUCCAGCACUUCCAAGGUGGUGUUUUUGGCCGCUUGUGCGGGAACGGCCGGAAUCAUCGGUUAUGUCCACUAUCGUCAGAACUACGAUAGGGCAAAGCUGCAUGAGGGAGUCAUUCGGGACAUCCAACGGCAGCAGCAGCGGAAAAUCGAGAACACGUACAACCUGCAGCAACAGAUCGAGCUAACGAAACAGCUACGGCACGAGCUGGAGGAAUCGGAGAAAAAGCUCAACUAGGAUGCGGUGAUGAUUGUACAAAUAGAAUCGUAUUAGAUGACGUUAAUGUUUUAAUGUUAAUUAAGGUACCUACUUAUCUUA
Messenger RNA from Uranotaenia lowii, 678 nucleotides. RefSeq names its product protein PET117 homolog, mitochondrial-like. Lineage: Eukaryota; Metazoa; Arthropoda; Insecta; Diptera; Culicidae. The coding region runs from base 361 to 597 and encodes 78 amino acids. Gene Ontology annotation, cellular component: mitochondrion. Gene Ontology annotation, biological process: mitochondrial respiratory chain complex IV assembly. The record is from RefSeq and is a predicted model, not a curated record. The transcript has 2 exons.